Lagenorhynchus albirostris (white-beaked dolphin) is the source of this 8160-nucleotide messenger RNA. It is a transcript of the gene DENND4A, whose product is annotated as DENN domain containing 4A. Gene Ontology annotation, molecular function: protein binding. The record is from RefSeq and is a predicted model, not a curated record. Gene Ontology annotation, biological process: regulation of Rab protein signal transduction. The coding region runs from base 17 to 5743 and encodes 1908 amino acids. The transcript is spliced from 31 exons. Gene Ontology annotation, cellular component: cytoplasmic vesicle. NCBI's taxonomy places the organism in Eukaryota, Metazoa, Chordata, Mammalia, Artiodactyla, Delphinidae.
CUUUCUGUAAUGGAAGAUGAUUGAAGAUAAGGGGCCUCGUGUUGCUGACUACUUUGUUGUAGCAGGAUUAACUGAUGUUUCAAAGCCUCUUGAAGAAGAAAUUCACUUCAAUGAUGCUUGUCAUAAAGUAGCUAAACCAAAAGAACCUAUCACAGAUGUUUCAGUUAUUAUUAAAUCUCUUGGGGAGGAAGUGCCAUGGGAUUACACGUGUAUUGAUGUUACCCCAACUGGACUGUCAGCUGAUCUCAAUAAUGGAAGUCUUGUGGGGCCGCAGAUUUUCCUUUGCUAUAGAAGAGGAAGAGAUAAGCCUCCACUUACAGAUCUGGGGGUUUUAUAUGACUGGAAAGAAAGAUUGAAACAGGGGUGUGAAGUUAUCCAGAGUACUCCUUACGGACGCCCUGCAAAUAUUAGUGGCAGUACCUCAUCACAAAGAAUUUAUAUCACUUACCGAAGAGCCUCUGAAAACAUGACUCAGAAUACGUUGGCUGUUACAGACAUAUGUAUUAUUAUACCCAGUAAAGGAGAAAGUCCACCACACACAUUCUGCAAAGUUGACAAGAAUCUCAAUAACAGUAUGUGGGGAUCAGCAGUGUACUUAUGUUAUAAAAAAUCGGUGGCAAAGACUAACACUAUAUCUUACAAAGCUGGUCUAAUUUGUAGAUACCCUCAAGAAGAUUAUGAGUCAUUCUCACUCCCAGAAUCUGUUCCCCUAUUUUGUUUACCAAUGGGUGCAACUAUUGAAUGUUGGCCAUCAAAUAGCAAAUACCCUCUCCCUGUAUUUUCUACAUUUGUGUUAACUGGAGCCUCAGCUGAAAAGGUCUAUGGUGCUGCUAUUCAGUUUUAUGAACCAUACUCCGAAGAGAGUCUCACAGAAAAACAGAGAUUUCUUUUGGGUUUAGCAUCAUCAGCAGAUGAGAAGUCUGAUAGUUCCAAGACAAUUCACACUAGUAAAUGCAUCUGUCUUCUCUCUCACUGGCCUUUUUUUGAUGCAUUCAGGAAGUUUCUGACUUUUCUAUAUCGUUAUUCCAUCUCUGGGCCUCAUGUCCUUCCAAUUGAGAAGCAUAUUUCUCAUUUUAUGCAUAAAGUUCCUUUUCCAUCUCCUCAGAGACCACGGAUUUUAGUUCAGUUAUCACCACAUGAUAAUCUGAUUCUCAGUCAGCCUGUUUCUUCACCUCUUCCGCUAAGUGGUGGCAAGUUUUCAACACUACUUCAGAAUUUAGGCCCUGAAAAUGCUGUGACACUACUGGUGUUUGCAGUAACAGAACAUAAGAUUCUUAUUCAUUCCUUACGGCCUUCAGUGCUUACUAGUGUGACAGAAGCAUUAGUGUCUAUGAUUUUCCCUUUCCACUGGCCAUGCCCCUAUGUUCCUCUCUGCCCACUGGCUUUAGCAGAUGUCUUAAGUGCACCAUGUCCGUUCAUAGUAGGAAUUGAUUCAAGAUACUUUGAUCUCUAUGACCCUCCACCAGAUGUCAGUUGUGUUGACCUAGAUACCAACACAAUUUCUCAAACUGGUGAUAAGAAAAAUGUAGCCUGGAAGGUACUUCCAAAGAAACCAUGUAAAAAUCUGAUGAACACACUGAAUAAUUUGCACCAGCAGUUGGCAAAAUUGCAGCAGAGACCAAGAGACGAUGGACUAAUGGACUUAGCAAUGAAUGAUUAUGAUUUUAAUUCUGGAAAGAGGUUGCACAUGAUAGAUUUGGAAAUCCAGGAGGCAUUUUUGUGUUUCAUGGCCUCUAUUUUAAAAGGUUAUAGAUCAUACUUAAGACCAAUAACACAAGCCCCAUCUGAGACAGCCACAGAUGCAGCCUCUCUUUUUGCCCUACAAGCUUUCUUAAGAAGCCGCGACCGGUCACAUCAGAAAUUCUAUAACAUGAUGACCAAAACACAAAUGUUUAUUCGCUUCAUUGAGGAAUGUUCUUUUGUCAGUGAUAAAGAUGCAAGCCUGGCGUUUUUUGAUGAUUGUGUAGAUAAAGUGGAUAUGGACAAGAGUGGUGAAGUGCGACUUAUAGAACUGGAUGAAUCUUUCAAAAGUGAACAUACUGUUUUUGUAACACCACCUGAGAUUCCCCAUCUACCCAAUGGUGAAGAACCCCCUUUACAGUACAGCUAUAAUGGAUUUCCAGUUCUUAGGAACAAUUUAUUUGAGAGACCUGAAGGAUUUCUACAAACCCGAAAGAGCAAAUUGCCUUCAAAAUCAAGUAGUCCUAGUAGCCCUUCUCCCAUGUUCAGAAGAACAAAACAGGAAAUUAAAUCAGCCCAUAAAAUUGCCAAGAGGUACUCUUCCAUUCCUCAGAUGUGGUCUAGGUGUCUACUGCGUCACUGUUACGGGCUGUGGUUUAUUUGUCUCCCAGCUUAUGUGAAAGUAUGUCAUUCAAAAGUCAGGGCUCUGAAAACAGCCUAUGAUGUGCUUAAAAAAAUGCAGUCAAAGAAGAUGGAUCCACCUGAUGAGGUGUGCUACCGCAUUCUUAUGCAGCUCUGUGGACAGUAUGAUCAGCCAGUGCUUGCAGUUCGAGUGCUGUUUGAAAUGCAGAAAGCUGGUAUUGACCCCAAUGCCAUAACUUAUGGUUAUUAUAAUAAGGCUGUUUUGGAAAGUACCUGGCCUUCAAGGAGUCGUAGUGGCUAUUUUCUUUGGACAAAAGUGAGGAACGUUGUUUUAGGAGUAGCUCAGUUCAAAAGAGCUUUAAAGAAACACGCACAUUUAUCACAAACAACUCUCUCAGCAGAUGGCAGUGACCUGGAUGCUGUUAGUCAUGGCAGCAUGGAUAGUGGUCAUGGGACACACACUGUGGAGCAGGCACCUUUUAAUACGGGUUUAAUCAAAGUGUAUGCUUCUGAUGAUAGAUCUAGUACAGGUGGCCAGUCUGACCUUGGAUAUAAUUCACUAUCUAAGGAUGAAGUUAGAAGAGGGGAUACAUCUACUGAGGACAUUCAAGAAGAAGAAGAUAAGAAAGGGAGUGAUUCUAGUUCCUUGUCAGAGAGCGAGAGUGCAAAGGGAAGUGCUGAUUGUCUUCCUAAGCUCAAUUAUCAAAGUUCUUCCAGUAUAGUUCGCCUCAGUGCUGCAAAUAACAGUGCUGAUAAAACAUCAGGAGAAAGCACAGAAAGUUCGUCUGAGCCGCUCUUAAUAUCAUCUUUUGAGGAUACAAAUGAAACAGGAAACAUUCACAGUAGAUGCUUCAGGAAAAGACAUAAAAGUGACAAUGAGCCUAAUUUGCAGCAGCAAAUGUCCUGGGGAAAUAGAAACCGAAAUCUUAGUGGAGGAGUACUAAUGGGACUUAUGCUCAAUAGAAUUAACCAGGAAGCAAACCCUGGAGAUAUGGUUGAAAAAUUAGGAGCUGAUGCAAAAAUUCUUUCAAAUGUAAUCUCAAAAAGCACAAGACCAAAUAGUCUUGAUAUUGGAAAGCCAUCUUUAAGAUCAAAUAGAGACAGUAUAGAGAAGGAAUCUAGUGAUGAUGAUACACCUUUUGAUGGUUCUAAUUGUUUGGCAGAUAAAGUGGAUUCUCCUGUUAUUUUUGACUUAGAAGACUUAGACAAUGAAACAGAUGGAUCAAAAGUGGGGUACAUUGCUCCACAAAAUCCUAAGAGGAGUCAACGCUUGAAUAGCAGCUUUUCAGUAAAACCUUUCGAAAAAACUGAUGUUGCAACAGGAUUUGAUCCCCUCUCUCUUUUGGUUGCUGAGACUGAACAGCAGCAAAAAGAAGAGGAGGAAGAGGAGGAAGAUGAUAGCAAAAGCGUUUCGACACCAUCUGCUAGGCGGGAUUUAGCUGAAGAAAUUGUGAUGUAUAUGAAUAACAUGAGCAGUCCUUUGACAAGUCGAACACCAAGCAUUGAUUUACAACGGGCCUGUGAUGAUAAAGUAACUGCUAAGAAAAGUCCAACGUUGGUCAAGGCAUGCAGAAGAUCUAGCCUGCCUCCUAAUUCUCCUGGGCCAGUGAGACUUACCAAAUCUAAAAGUUACUCAAAAAGCGAAGACAGACCAAGGGAUAGACUCUGGUCUUCUCCAGCCUUCUCACCUACUUGCCCAUUUAGAGAAGAAUCUCAAGAUGCAUUAACCCAUUCAUCACCUUCAUUUAAUUUAGAUACACUACUAGUACCUAAACUAGAUGUUCUAAGAAACAGUAUGUUCACUGCUGGAAAAGGAGUUGCAGAGAAAGCAAGCAAAUGGUAUUCAAGAUUCACCAUGUACACCACAUCAUCCAAGGAUCAAAGUUCUGAUCGUACCAGUCUUUCUUCAGUGGGAGCCCAGGAUUCUGAAUCUACCUCUUUAACAGAUGAAGAUGUCUGCCACGAGUUGGAAGGAGCCACUUCUUGCCAGGAAAGCAGUGCCACUGCAGGGACUAAGGGAAUUGAUUUCAGCAGAACAAGCCUGGAAGGUUCUUCCUCCUUAGAAGGAUCCUUGUCCAAGUUUGCCUUACCUGGGAAAUCAGAAGUGGCAUCUUCCUGCAACAUGAGUAAUACAAAUAUCUUCCAGAACUAUGCAAUGGAGGUUCUUAUCUCGAGCUGCUCUCGUUGUAGAACCUGUGAUUGUCUUGUCCAUGAUGAGGAAAUCAUGGCUGGCUGGACAGCAGAUGAUUCAAAUCUCAAUACAACCUGCCCAUUUUGUGGCAAUCUUUUCUUGCCCUUUCUGAACAUCGAAAUAAGAGAUUUAAGACGACCUGGAAGAUACUUUUUGAAGUCAAGCCCGUCUACAGAAAAUAUGCAUUUUCCAUCCUCCUUUUCAAGGCAGACAAGGCAGUCUUGUAUCUCAACAUCAGCCUCUGGUCUUGACACAUCUGUUCUCUCUGUUCAAGGGAAUUUUGAUCUAAAUAGCAAAUCAAAGUUGCUCGAAAAUACAUGUGCCCGAAGUAUUCAGAUCCCUGCUGAUAGAUCAAAAGCAGCUUUGUCAAAAUGUCCAGUAUUUCCAAUGGCCAGGAGUGUUAGUACUUAUGGCACCUUGGAUAAGGAAGACAAUGGAGGACAGAAGCUCAUUCCUACAGGCAGCCUGCCAACUACUUUACAAGGAGCUACAGAUUCUUUAGGAUUAGAAUGGCACCUCCCAAGUCCAGAUCCUAUCACUGUUCCAUAUCUUAGUCCUUUAGUGGUAUGGAAGGAACUUGAAAGCUUAUUGGAAAAUGAAGGUGAUCAUGCAAUAACAGUGGCAGACUUUGUGGACCAUCAUCCAAUUGUUUUUUGGAACCUGGUGUGGUAUUUUAGACGUCUUGACUUACCCAGUAAUUUACCUGGAUUGAUUCUUUCUUCUGAGCAUUGUAACAAGUAUUCAAAGAUUCCUCGCCACUGUAUGUCUGAAGACAGUAAAUAUGUUUUAAUACAAAUGUUGUGGGACAAUAUGAAAUUACAUCAGGAUCCAGGACAGCCGUUGUACAUCCUCUGGAAUGCCCACACCCAGAAGUAUCCAAUGGUCCAUUUAUUGCAAAAAGGUGAUAAUUCAUUUAACCAGGAACUAUUGAAAAAUAUGGUAAAAAGCAUUAAAAUGAAUGAUGUCUAUGGACCAAUGAGUCAGAUUUUAGAGACACUGAAUAAAUGUCCUCAUUUUAAAAGACAGAGGAGUUUAUAUAGAGAAAUACUGUUUCUCUCACUUGUGGCACUGGGAAGAGAAAACAUUGAUAUAGAUGCAUUUGAUAAAGAGUACAAGGUGGCAUAUGAUCGUCUCACACCUAGUCAAGUCAAGAGUACUCACAACUGUGAUAGACCACCAAGUACAGGAGUGAUGGAAUGUCGAAAAACCUUUGGAGAACCUUAUCUUUAAGAUAUGUGUGUGUAUUUUUUCAAUAUGUAUUGUGUAGUCAGUGUAUAAAAUAACACUUUUAGACUCUAACCUUUUUUCUUCAAUUUUUGAAAAUGCAUUUGUAAAUGGUUCAGGAAGUUCAGAUAGUUUAUGUACAGAGUGUCUUAAGAAAAUACUAACAAGUGGGAGAGAGCUACUUUGUUUCCCAUUUCUUUUUCUUCUCCCGUACAAGUAAUUAAGUAUUUUUGUGAUGAAAAAAUCCAUAAACAAAAUUGGUUCCCAUAGAAUAAGACAACUGUUUUAUGGAUUUUUUUGGAAGAGACAGAUUGAAAAAUCAUGUAUGGAACUUAAACAAAUGUAAGAACAAAGUAUCUCCUGUUUUCAUAGACUACUCAAAUGUUUUGACCGUGAAGUUGUAUUAUACAUAUUUUAACUUGUUUAUAAUAAGUUGAUAUUUUUUUAAUUUUUAAACUUAAUAUAGCAAACAAAAUGAACUUAAUCUUAUGAAGCAAGGUAAUUAAGUGCUUAUUUUCCUUGUCUGCUGCUAUUUGAAUUAAUUAGUACAGCUGCAGAUCUCUAUAUGUAUAUCUAUACUUUUUUUACUACUUGGAAGAAUGAUUCAGAAAUGUCAGCGCUAGUGUCAGUGUUGUCCUAGGAUCGCAUAUUAGUACUCCUGAGCCUGGCUGCAGUGGGUGAGUCAUGGCAAGGGUGUGCAUUGCCCAGACUGACUCACUGAGCCUUGUGGAAGGAGAGCCAGAGAGGUUCCAAAUCUGCUUCUGUAAAAUCAGGUUCAAUAUACCAUGAUUCCAAAAUUUUCUCUAUUGCUAAUAGAUACAUACAAUACACAGGGAAAAUAGCUUAUAGAGCCAAAUGUCAAUUUAAAUUCUAAUAUUCUACAUGAACACUUAUGUUAGGAAAUAUGUCAGACAGUUUAUCCCAAAUUCUACCUUUAUUUUAAUAUCUAAAAUAUUGGGUAUGAUGCAAAUUGUAGUAUGUUUAUCUGGAAUAUGACCUAUUGGAGUAUUCUGUUAAUAUUAUAUAUAUAUAUAUUAUAUAUAAAUAUUCAAAAUAUUUUUUCAAAAGUAGAAAAAUAAUAACUCUCUAAAAGUACAGCCAGAUAGAAUUUCCCAUAUUGAGGAACCUGGCUUUUUCAAUAAGCCUUCAGAAUCUGGUUUAUGGAAUCUAAAAUCCAGCAAUAUCCAGAAAUAGACAGUAAAUUGAAUGUUUAAGUACCAUGGGUAUUAAAUAGAAUCUUAAAAAAUAUUUGUAGUCGCAUUAUUUCUAAUAUCACUUUCUUUGGGUAAUUCUGAUAAAAAAGUAUCCUUUGGCUGUUAGAAUUAUUUAUAGAUUUUCAGUGUGUUCAUGUGGUGUGUGUUUGAACACAUUGUCAUAAUGAAGGAAUUCUCUAGCCAAUUUCAAAGAAGGAAAAAAUGAAAGGUCCUAAAUUAGAUGUGUAGAAGCCGGCAGAGUUCAGGACACUUUGGACUGGAGAUACCUUAAAGUCCUGAGACUAAGAACCAGUUCGCUGUAGAAAAAACACUUUUGAGUUCAUCCCACUAGUGAAUAGCACCAAGCUAAAACAUUUCACAGCUUUCUACUCUGGGAAAUAAUGGGGAAAGUUUAAAAAUGUAAAAUUUUAGUUCAGUUAGUUUGGCGCUGAACUUGCUUACUUGAAAAGUCUGGUGCUGUGCACAUGUAUCUGCCUCUCUUUUGUAAAUACCACUCUUGUCUUAUCCUUCCUUCCUAUUCAGGUCCACGCUUCACAUUUUAAUUCAGUCCUACGUUCUCUAAGUCACAGUCAUUUCAAAGUUGUCAAAGGAGAGAAACAUUUGAUAGAUGAGGCUUUUGGCAUUAGUGACAAACAUCCCUCCAAACAGAAUUCUGGGGUUCUAUUCUGGUUUUUUGUUAUUGUUUGUAUAAGAAUAGCUUUCACUAUUGAUUAUCUUUUCUUUAACAUAAGCAAUAUAUAUGAAUAACAGUUUAUUGAUUUCAAAUAUCUGACCAAAAAAAGUAAGGUAAAGCCCAUUCUUUAUGGUUCAGACUCAUUUGGAAAAGUGAAUGUAAUUUUUAUCUCCUUCCCCUGACACCAAGUUUUGUUUCUGCUUUUGACUGGGUUUUAUUUCUCCUAUUUUCAAUCCCCAGGGAAUAUUAUUUGCACAAAUUUACUCUUUAAAAAUAAAACCUAAAACAUGAAUAGAGAGUGGUAAACCUUGAUCAAAAGAAAAUUAAACUGUAGAUCAUCCUUUGAAAUAACUCCAUACAAACUUUUCUUCAAUUUUAUCUCUGUUGACCAUACGUUUUAGAGAAUCAUGGCCAAUCAUGUUAGAGAGAAAUACCCUUUUGCUACAUUAUCUGUCUUUUAUUUUCUUACUCUUAGUUUUGUUUAUCUGUUUACUAGUUGAAAAUAAAUCAUGCCAUGUCCUGGUACAACUUGUUUA